Molecule: messenger RNA, 1515 nt
Organism: Trifolium pratense (red clover)
Lineage: Eukaryota; Viridiplantae; Streptophyta; Magnoliopsida; Fabales; Fabaceae
Product: protein MAINTENANCE OF MERISTEMS-like
Exons: 1
Coding region: 1-1515 (504 amino acids)
Biological process (GO): meristem development; meristem maintenance
Source: RefSeq, a predicted model, not a curated record
AUGACAAAGGAACAACCAUUGGAUGAUACCAUGAUGGAGGUGAGGGAAGACUUCAUGCUUUCACCAGCUGGUGACAGUAAACUAACUCUAAGAACAGCUCAUUUUCUCAAACCUAUUGCAAAUACCAUUGAAGAACCAGCUUUUGAGGUUAACCCAUUUUCAUUAUCAUCUUCUGUUUUUGACCCAAAGAAAUGGUCUUUGUCAAUCCAUUUCAAUGGGUGGUGCCACCCACAACAGAAAUGGGUUAGUUGGGUUGAUCAACUUAAGCUCAGAUAUGAAAAUAUGUGGAAAAAAGUUGGAAUCUUUGAAGCUAUAAUGAGCACCAAGUGCAAAAUUUUGAAAAAUGAAAACUUGCUACUUGGGGUUGUUGAGAAAUGGUGUUGUGAGACAAAUACCUUUGUAUUUCCCUUUGGUGAGGCAACAAUCACUUUGGAGGAUGUUAUGGUUUUGGGGGGUUACCCUGUUCUUGGUGAUUCGGUUUUAACACCACUUGAAGACAAAGAAAUGAGAGAGGUGGAAAAGAAAUUGAUCCUUGCAAGAAAUGAGCUUUCUAAAACAGGUUGGCCUACAACAUCAUUAUGGAUGGAUAUUUUCAUUGGUAAAGGUAGUGAAAUUGAACAUGAAGCAUUCCUUGCUACUUGGUUGUCAGUUUUUGUUUUUCCUCCUAAAAGAAUGUUUGUGAAAAGUUGUUUGUUUCCUAUUGCUGUUCAUCUUGCUAGAGGAAAUCCUAUUGCUUUUGCACCAGCUGUUUUAGCUAGCUUAUAUAAGGAUUUAAGUUUUUUUAAGAAAACAAUUGUUGAUUUGUCAAAAUAUCCUGUUGGUGCUGAUAGUUUUCCUUUAGUAAUUAGUAUUCAAUCACCCUUUUAUUUGGUUCAAGUUUGGGUGUGGGAGAGGUUCAAAAAUUUGCAACCACAACCACAAACCAUGUUGAUCAGCCAAGGAGUCCCUUUUUUGUUCAGGUGGCAUAAGGUUAAGGACUUGAAAAUGGACAAUGUAAGAUUGGCAUUAGACUCAGCUAUUGAUGAUUUUCUUUGGCGUCCAUAUGUUAGAUAUGCUGAUAAGUGUGGACUGUUUUAUCCAAAUGAUGAAAUUUUAGUAUCAUUUAUGAAUCAUUUGGAUAAAAAAAUGCUGUCAUUUGUUACAUGCUUGAGAGUUUCCGAACUUGUUGGAUUUGACGCUAUUGAACAGUAUUUGCCGCAUAGAGUUGCUAUGCAAUUUGGAAUGGAUCAAGAUGUUCCAAGUUACGUGCCUAAGUUCAAUGAGACUGAAUCCGUUGUUUGUAAAAACUACUUCAGGCCCAUAUCUAAUAAAAAUUUGUAUUUUCCUGCAAAAUUAUUUAAGGCAGAUGUUACCACGCGUUACGCGAAGUGGUGGAAGCAAUCGGUAUUGGGUCAUGAAAAUUUGGUUAAGAACAUUGCGAAGCGGAGGAGAAGUGAAAGUUCAAGUAAACAUAGACAAGCUAACAUAAGUGGUAAUGAUGUUGAUGUUCCACUUGGAUUUCCUCCCAAAGUGUAG